GGCGAGCUGCUGAAGGAGGCCCGAGCUCGCGUGACGGGCGCCGCCGCUGCGAAGCGAACCCCGCAGGAAAUCGCGCAGUCGGCGAUGCCAGUGGCACCGCCACCACAGCCGGAGCACUCCGAGCCCAUCACCGCCGAGGCAGCCGCGCCCUCCGCGCCCUUAAGUGGGAUCGCGCCGCCUGCAGGUAUCGCUCCCCCAGCAGGCAUAGGCAUGCCCACAGCCGGCAUCGCGCCGCCUGCGGGCUUCUCCAGUGCUCCCUCCUUUGGCUCUCUGCCGACAUCUUCCGUGGAGCUGCGGCGUGAGGAGGCACCUCUUCCCCAGGAGGCACCGCUUCCAGAGGUAUCUCAUACAGACGAGAAUUGGGACACACCGGCGGACGCACCGGCCCCGGCUCCCCCGACGGCCGUGACACAGGAGAGCGGCUGGGACGAUGACGAGCCUGCGGAGGUUCAGGACAGCGCGCCAAUGCCGCCCCAGGCGCCAAUGCCGCCUUCAUUUCAGACUCCCGGGGACGACCUCGAUGAUUUGGUUGGCGAAAUGAUGGCCACCGAUGCGACGGUCAUUGGUCACGGGCUGCUCGAGAAUUUUCAUUGCAUGGGCUGCGAUUUUCAGGUCUUGGUGUGCGACGACUAUGUGUGGAACACAGAUGUCGACUACAUGUUCUUCAGGAACAACUACCCCAGCUUCGAGAAGCUCAGGCGGUGCCUGGUGCGGCAGCAAGGCUCGCGCGCCUACUGCUGCCAAUGCUCUUGGAAAUCCGUUCACUCCUCUGCUGGCUUGGAGGACGUCGCUGACGGCUUGCGCUGGAGAAGGUUGUCCUGA
Molecule: messenger RNA, 822 nt
Organism: Symbiodinium sp. CCMP2456
Lineage: Eukaryota; Dinophyceae; Suessiales; Symbiodiniaceae
Source: the annotation of a GenBank genome assembly